Messenger RNA from Colletotrichum scovillei, 3909 nucleotides. RefSeq lists its product as uncharacterized. The transcript has 3 exons. Gene Ontology annotation, biological process: regulation of DNA-templated transcription; DNA-templated transcription. NCBI's taxonomy places the organism in Eukaryota, Fungi, Ascomycota, Sordariomycetes, Glomerellales, Glomerellaceae. The coding region runs from base 764 to 3688 and encodes 974 amino acids. The record is from RefSeq and is a predicted model, not a curated record. Gene Ontology annotation, molecular function: DNA binding; DNA-binding transcription factor activity, RNA polymerase II-specific; zinc ion binding.
CAUUACCUCACAUGAAGGUACCUCUACCGCUAUCCAUACGCCUACCUGUACCUUACAUGACCUUGCUUUUACUUUACUUUGACUUGGGCCUUGGCUUGGCUACGAUUAACUACCACUACCUUACUUGUGCUUGUUCUACUACUACUACGGCUUCUCCCCGAGUUCUUUUCUAAGUCUCAACUUACCUCAAGUCAAAUCAAAGACUCUCGGCAACAAGACAAGUCAGGUUUAAGCUAAAGUCCUCAACGUUCCCAAGAAAAGACGACACAAGUUCUUGUCCCGCAGUUAUCUGGUCUUGGCUGCAGCCGCACGCUUUCCGCUCUAACUUGAGUUAUUAUUUGGCUUGCACCCAGCCCACACCGGCCACAAGCACCAGCACCAGCACCAGCACCAGCACACUCGAAGCACCAGACAGCACCACAAGCGCACAGCACCAAAGCUCUCAACCUACCGUACCUUAAGCAAGCUUCUGCACCUGGUCCGCCGCCCUUGGCUCAUAUUUCCUUUUUAUCUCCCUCUCCCGACAACCUCCCACAUCGGAUCUAUCCUUCCUGAGGCCAGGUUUGCAAAACUUUUUUGCCUUCACAACAUUCUUUUUCCCCCUACCUUCCGUCCAGCUUGCCGACACAGCCGUCGCUCGCUACCGUUAGCAGCCAACCAUCUUCUUCCGACCGCUUACGGUUUACCACCGCUCCGUCCGGCGCCGUUGGCCUUUUCACGGCCGAUUUGCCGGACCCGCCCCGACCUUCACUAACACAACAUCAUGAUGGACGGUGGUCACCACAAUAUGAUGCCAACCCGGGGCGUUGGUACCGAUGACCAGCGGGUUUCUGCUUCCAACAGUAACACCAACCCCCUCGCCUCCGGUCCUUCUCCGAAUGCCACAAUAGUCGUCUCGGCAGCACCUUCAUACAACCCUAAUGGUCCCUCGCAAUCCGUCUCUCCUUCACCUGUGCCAACAGCUCAAUCUCCCUAUCCCACAUCAACCCCGGGCGGCACCCAGAGCCACGCUGCUACCGCCAGUCUGUACCAGUGUGCUCACUGCCAACGGCGGUAUUCUCGACCUGAGCACCUCGCCCGUCACAUCCAGACGCAUACUCUUGGAAAGCGAUUCGCGUGUCAGAUAUGCGGCAAAGCCUUUGCGCGCCAAGAUCUCCUCAAGCGGCAUGUCACCAAUCACGAGAACGACAAUGACCCCAACAAAAAGAGACGUCGCACCGAUACCUCACCCGGUGCCGGCCGUGUCUCUCACGCCUGCAGACCUUGUGCCACGGCUCGCGUCAAGUGCGAGGAGCAAAAGCCCUGCACCCGUUGUCGGAAUCGCAACCUAAAUUGCGAGUAUUCGUCAACCGAAGCCGGCUCGGCUGCGGCCAUGCAUCUGCUUCACCUCUCGGGCAACCCGCACCAGACAACAUCAACGCCCGGAUCUCUUGCCACAUCUCCUUCACAAUCUGCCUAUGAUAGCAGCCCCUCAACAGCGUACCAACAGAACCCUCAACAUGCCAUGCUGCCGCCCAGAGACGACAGUGGCCAGUUGGGGCCUGCUCACACCAUCAAGUCGGAAUCAGGCCGCAUACCAACGACAGAAAAUGCCAUGCAACAAGUCAACGCCUCCGGUAUGCCUGUCAACUACGAAAUCGGCAACCAGCAAGGUGUCGACAUGACCUUGCCUUUCUCGGACUUUCUCCAAAAUGUCAUCUACACAGGAGAGAUGGAAGCAUCGCGCAUGGCGGAGGCACAGGGUCUAGCUGUCCUGGACUUUUGCGACAACUCGAAUCUCGAACUGAACGAAGUGGACUUUGGCCUUCUGGAUCAUUGGAACAUGGACGGCAUGGGAAAUACCGGAUCCAACCAAAGCUUCACGCCUCGGACCGACGACUCUAUCGAUUUGGUCCAAAUGCGCCAAACGCUUGUCAAGGUCUGGACAGAAUCACCGUGGCAAUGGGCGCCCAAUAAGCUCGACUCGGGUUAUUUGGAGCACCCAAAUUUCUCCGUACCAUCCGACGACACAAGCAGCGCUGUUUUCACCGAAAGCCGGAAGAAGCACGCGAGGAUUGUCAGGGACAAGCUGGACCAGUCGGGCCGGGAUCAGAUCUUGGCAAUCGUUUUGUCAACCUGCAAGAACGACAACAUCAUGAGCCGCGUCGCAUCCUCUUUUCCGUCCCUCGAGGUGAUGGAUAGCCUUAUCCACAUCUACCUGGCGCAACAUUUCUGCCAGACGUCACAAUGGAUUCACCACGGCUCGUUCUCCAUGAACGCCCAGUGGCCAGAAUGGCUAGCUGUGGCAGCUUCAGCUGGGGCUACCCUCACCCCGGUGCAAACCUUGCGCAAGUUUGGGUUUGCUCUUCAGGAAGCGGUCCGAGUUACCAUUCCGGCAAGGUUCGAGGAUGCCAACACUACGAUCAAAAAUCUCGGCCUUGUGCAGACUCUGAUCCUGGGCCAAGACAUUGGUCUGUGGAGCGGGAACCGACGCAAGAUGGAGAUCGCCGAAUGUCAUCUCAUGAUUCCUAUUACGAUGAUGAGAUAUCGCGGCAAAUUCCAGCGAGCAUCGUACCCCAUGGUCGAGGUCAAUAUGUCGGACGAAGGCGAAGUUUUGGAGAAAAAAUGGAGGGCCUGGUGCGAGCGUGAGUCGUGGAAGAGACUACUUUUCCACUGCUUCGUGCGAGACGCUCAGACCUCCAUGACAACACUCACCAAACCCUCCAUGUCGUACUCGGAACUCACCCUGCCCCUCCCUGAAGCAAAGGAGCUGUGGUUUGCAAAGACGGCGGCCGAAUGGAAGAUGCACUAUCUCGAACGAACAAACGGACAGAGCAAACGACCACCUUCGAUCGGUGAUCUCUUCCGGGACAUCAGCCUGUUGGCGACGAACCGCCAGCGACUGGAUCUGCAAUUUGCAAUCUCGAUAUACCUGCAUGGCUACUGGGCGCUCAUUCUCGAGUAUCUCCAGCUGUGUUCCGUCUUGCGCACCCGGACUUGGCUGAACAACUCUGGAGGGAAGUCUGAGGAGGUACUACGUUCCAGACAUGCGGAGCUUUGCAAAGACCUACAGGGCUUCUUGCUGGUCACUUCCGACUGGCACGAGAUGCUUUCGACGCAGGAGAGUCUGGUGCUCCAUCUUCUCAUGAUGAACCUCCACCUUUCCCUCAACGACUUACAGCUCUUCUCUGGCAAGGAAGGCGAGGACCAGGCGCGCCGGGUAUUUGGUGACCUGCGCGAGUGGUCGCAGAGCGCCGAGGCGCGCCAGUCGCUCUGGCACGCAGGCCAGAUCCUGCGUCAGGCCAAGAUGUUCCCCCAGGGCCAUCUCAAAGAUUUUUACGCCAUCGCCGUCCACCAUGCGGCUCUGGCGUGCUGGACCUACGGGGUGGUCGCCAAGACGAGCGGCACGGGGAAGACGCCGGUGCAAGGGUUCGACCAGGAAAAGGUGUUUCUGGACGGCACCGAGUCGAACCUGGUGCACCGAUUCAUUGGCUUCAACCAGGGGCGGCCGGUGAUCCUGGGACCCAUGAGUAGGGCCGGCGCCACCGAGGCGUCGCUCGACGAUCCCAAGGCGUGCAUGGAAGUGGCCCAGGAAGUGCUCCGGGCCAACUUUCGCGACUCGGCGGAUCUUCACCCGCCCAUUGUCGAGAAUUUGUGCCUGCUGAUCAAGCAGCUAGGCCACGCUGCUUGGGCAGUCGGCAUGUCAUGAUGAUUUGUUGUUGUUGUUAUUUAUCACGAGCCAUAUUUUGAGAUUUCUUUUACUUUGUUUGUUUUUUACUUCACGAAGAGGCGUCUAGAGGUAAAUGGCGGUCGGUUGUAUACCCAUGUAUCAAAAAAGUUACCUGUCUGCAGCUUCUUUCCAAAGAAGGUGUCUUGCGCUUAAAGCCAAGGUUCUUGGAAUCACAUCAAUCUAUAUUGCCUACAAUACCA